Molecule: messenger RNA, 1377 nt
Organism: Mucor velutinosus
Lineage: Eukaryota; Fungi; Mucoromycota; Mucoromycetes; Mucorales; Mucoraceae
Exons: 7
Coding region: 1-1377 (458 amino acids)
Source: RefSeq, a predicted model, not a curated record
AUGAGUAAUACGAGUAUUUUUCCCGAAGGAUAUUUCUAUAUCCUGUCUCGCAAGCACGGUUUUGCUCUCGAUGUAUAUGAUGGUCAAACAAAGGAAGGAGCCAACUUGAUUGUGUGGCCACAAAAGUUUCAGGACAGCGAUAAUCAAUUGUGGUCUUUUGAUAGUGGAAAAUUGACCAACAAGAAGUCGGGUCACGUGAUGGACAUUAGCUCUAGCGCUUUCAAAUCUGACAAGACAAUCGUGCAAAAGAAGCGUAAGGCCAGCAAGCAAUCUCAAGAGUGGAUCUACGAUCAAGGCUUUAUUUGUUCUAAAGAGUAUCCCAGUCUUGUGCUUGAUAUUAGAGGCGAUAGUCCCAAAGGUGGAGCUCAAGUAUUAUUGUACAAGAGAAAGGACACGGACAACUUGAAUCAAUUAUGGCAAUUUGAGCCUUAUCAGCAAUUUGAAAAUGCACUCAACAUGGCAACUACCAGUGUCCCAUUGCAUAAGAAGGAGGGCUUUGGUCAACCCAGACCUGGUUAUGCUGCUGAACCCGGCGUCCCUCCAGAGUUGAAACAGGUACCAGAGAACAAUAAGAUUGCUGGCGUUGGAAACAACGUAGCACCCACUGCCACCACCAAUGCUGCUGGCAAUUCGCGCAUCGAUCCAGUGUUGGCCAACUAUGGUUCUUUCUAUGGUGGCACUACCACUGCUCCUCCUGCCCCCCAGCCAGGUCAAGCGCCUUCAUCAGGCAACUAUCCACCUCCACCUCCGCCCAGAAAUGACAAUUAUCCUCCUGCCAAUGCUCAACCAGGACAAGCACCUUCACCCUCCAGCUUCCCUGAGCCUAUUCCUGCUAAUGCGACAUCUUCUUUCUCGCCUCCACCCCCACCACCUGCUAGCACCGGCGGAUAUCCACCUGCUCCAGGCUAUCCACCAGCCCCUCAAUCUCCCUCCAACUACCCACCAGCCCCUCGAUCUCCACCCAGCUAUCCUCCUCAGCAAAUAGGCAGCAGUGGAUAUCCACCUUCGUCGCCAUCCAAUUACAACAGUUAUCCAGGCAGUCAACAUCAACAGCCUUCUGGCUAUCCUCCUGCUCCAUCCAGCAAUCCAAUGCCUACCUCGCCUCCAAGCUAUCCAUCCUAUCCUCCCAGUAAUGCCAAUUCUGGAUACCCACCACCAUUACCACCACCAUCAGCAGGCGCACAUGGAGGAGCCCCUGGAUUCCCUCAACCCGCACAAGAUGGAGGCAACCAUUUUUACCAGCAACAGCCUGGGAUGCCUGGUAAUGGUGGCCAUUCCAGCCAAGGCUACCCACCUCCACCUCCAUUGCCUGGAAACAGACCUAAUAACAACCAAAGCCAACACGAUCAAUAUGGUUAUCCUAGUUAUCCUCAAUAA